Drosophila innubila is the source of this 1161-nucleotide messenger RNA. It is a transcript of the gene SelR, whose product is annotated as methionine-R-sulfoxide reductase B1. Gene Ontology annotation, molecular function: peptide-methionine (R)-S-oxide reductase activity. The coding region runs from base 219 to 884 and encodes 221 amino acids. Gene Ontology annotation, cellular component: cytoplasm. NCBI's taxonomy places the organism in Eukaryota, Metazoa, Arthropoda, Insecta, Diptera, Drosophilidae. The record is from RefSeq and is a predicted model, not a curated record. Gene Ontology annotation, biological process: protein repair; response to oxidative stress. The transcript has 5 exons.
UAGCUUUUUAGUUUUUCAUUUUCCUUCGUUGUGAAAACAUUGGCAGUUGUAGUUGAAGUCGGCUAAUUGGACGCUGCUUACAAAUGCUAUAAAAUUAUAAACAAAAGCCAAAAAUAGAAAUAUAACAAGCAACAAAACCAAAUUAUUUAUUAGCAGUGCCAAGUGCAAACUGCAGUUGUUGGCGCGUUUCGUUGUCAAUUUGUUGAGGCGCUUGUAAAAUGUUUUCACUUUCUCGCUACGCACCGUGGGCACGAAACAUUGCACUUAGCUUUAUUGCUAUCAAGCAGAGGUGCAACUUCAAUCAAUUAAAAACCGGAGCCAUCGCUGUCUCUGCUCUUCCCCACGCUCGUUCCUUUGCGGAUUCACGUCACAGCAGUAAUAACGACGAAGACGGCGGCAAGACGAAAAAUUCCAAAGCCAACAUGGAGAAUAAAAGCGAAAAGAUUACUGUAAGCAAAGAGGAACUGCGGAAACGUCUAACCCCGCUGCAGUAUCAGGUUACACAAGAAGCGGGCACGGAGCGACCCUUCACAGGGUGUUACAACAAGCACUACGAAAAGGGGAUGUAUCAGUGUAUUGUCUGUCAUCAGGACCUGUUCAGCUCGGAUACCAAAUAUGAUUCCGGCUGUGGUUGGCCAGCGUUUAACGAUGUGGUUGAUAAGGGUAAAGUGACCUUGCAUCGGGAUGCCAGCAUACCAGUAGUCAUUUCAAAAACGUUAGGCAUGGUACGCACUGAGGUGCGCUGCUCCAAGUGCUCGGCUCACAUGGGUCAUGUGUUCGAUGAUGGACCACCACCGAAGCAUCGACGCUACUGCAUCAACUCGGCAUCAAUUGAUUUUGUGAAAAGUACAGCAACAUCUACGACGACAUCGUCCAAGAAAUAAUAAUUUCGAUUGUUAAUUACAUUACAUACACGGAUUUGUUAAAACUCAAUCUAUUCAAAAAGACAGGCUUAUUAUGUUAAGUUAAAGUACUUAUAGUACAAUUAUGGGAAUUUUAUAGGAGUUUAUUAACAAGCAUACAUGUAUAAAUAUUAUAACGCUGAGUGUGUGAUUUGAUGAGGCCUGAUAAAGUAUUAAUACCCCAACGGAUAUGUAACGGAUAUUCCAUUUUUUAUAAUGGAUCAGCUCGAAUAAACGUUAUACUACAUUUUACUUUAGU